This is a messenger RNA of Branchiostoma belcheri (Belcher's lancelet), 1851 nucleotides long. RefSeq lists its product as uncharacterized. The transcript has 4 exons. Gene Ontology annotation, cellular component: membrane. Gene Ontology annotation, molecular function: netrin receptor activity; protein binding. The record is from RefSeq and is a predicted model, not a curated record. NCBI's taxonomy places the organism in Eukaryota, Metazoa, Chordata, Leptocardii, Amphioxiformes, Branchiostomatidae. Gene Ontology annotation, biological process: netrin-activated signaling pathway. Bases 54 to 1850 code for a protein of 598 amino acids.
CAUGCUGUCUCUGCGUUGUAGCAGCUACAGUAGUCCUGUCGUGGCGGAUUUAUAUGAAGACAAAAAGACAGCAGAUGCCUGGGGUCCGUGUAAAGAGCGAAAACUCAGUCACCCCUGCUGAAUUAGAAGACUGCAAGAGGAAUGUUCAUGGAGUGCACGAACCUUCUUCGCGACAGCCAUUGCCAAAGCGCGUUGAGGUAGUAACAAGCAAAGGUACCAUUAGCCCCGACGAGCAAGAAAUUGCCCCUAGGGAGCACUACAAGGAAUUCUCUGCUAGCCACAAGGAAGACAACAGGAGAAAAGUGCAGGAGACUUUUAUCCACAAAGCUGACAACCUCAAACUGAAUCCUGUUCAUGAUGACAUGAUGAGUCAACGGCAGUGCAGUGCCAGUGGACCUCCAAAUCUUUCGAAAGUGGCCGACAACGCGUAUGGUUCUAACGAAUCAUCUGGAUAUGACAGCAUGGUCAGCCCACGUGCAAGUCCGGACAUCAAACGAUCGGAAAAAGAUACAAAGACACGAAUGUCACAUGAAGAUACGACAGCAAACAAUGGGCGACAGAAAGACCUGUGCCUCUUCGAGAAGCUUCGUACCGAUUACGUAUACUCGAAAUUAAGAGAAGAUAAGCUUCCUUUAGCAAGUGACAGACUGCAGACCAAUUACAGUUCUACAAACUUCGCGGCUGGAGUUUUCGAUCACACCGGCGGACACCUCUCCGUGCCGCGUCACGACGUCAACCUGUUCAUCCCGCCAGGAGCCAUUGAAGUCGGGCAGCUCCAAACCAUCCACAUCUUCGUCCCUCCCAGCAUGAACCACGGGAAACCUGCUCCCAUCGUGCACUGCGGGCCAACCGGCACGACGUUUCUCGAUCAUGUGAUCCUGACCUUCCCGGUGAACCCAAGCUAUGAUAAAGAUGACAUAGUUCCCAAGUUCACCAACACUGAGGUAGGAUCGGCAGAAGAGUGGCAUCCUCUGCUUCAAGAUGAUGAUGGAGCCUCUAUGGUCGAAAAUGGCAAAUGCACCCUCUUCCUGGCUCACUUCACCGGGUAUGGAGCGGAGGCAAAGAAAGAGGCAUCUCCAAGACAAAUGUCCCCUAGAAGUGACCCACCCAGAGACUCCCAUCUCCUAACGGCGUCGCAGGCGUUCCUACACCAGCAGGAGGAGCUACAGCCCACCGAUCGUUCCCGCCCCAUCCUACCGAUAGACGUACGUCACCAGAUGUGUGUGCUCCUGGACGUGGAGAAUCCCGAGGGCAAAGAUUGGAGGAUGAUGGCCGAAAAAAUUGGGCUCGAUUCGGCAAUCAUCAGGUGGAUCGAAGCGAGAUCUCGGUUCAAAAGCCCAACAUAUAAGCUUUUGGACUUCUGGGAAUCACGAAACGUCUCCGGAGGUGCCGUGGCGUUGUGGCGGCUGAGUAACCUCUGCGAGGAGAUCGGCCGACCUGACGUGGCACAACUAGUCAACAGUGUGUCGGGCGACGUAAUGGGCGACGGUAAUGAAGGUCGUGGCGGCUCCAUGUCGCUCCAAGUCACACCAAACAGCAGUUGCGCCACCCUUAAUUACAGCGGUUUUUCUGAGUCUUGCGUUGAAGACAGCGAUUCCGAAACAUACCGCAGUUUCGAUAGUCAAGUUCGUAGAGGUGUCUCUUGGUCUGCACCAAUAAAACGUGAGGUGAUGCAGUCACCCGAUAGCGGUUACGAGUACGGCGACUUAAUGUCGGUAUCAAGCCAAUCCACACAGAACGGCAGUCAGUCUACCCUCAACCAGCUGCAGAGUCUCCAUUUGCCUGAGUCUGUUUCUAAGAAGAGUCCUGUGUUGGGUCCCCUCAAGGGCUUGACAGUCACAGACUUAUAGA